Molecule: messenger RNA, 4844 nt
Organism: Danio aesculapii
Lineage: Eukaryota; Metazoa; Chordata; Actinopteri; Cypriniformes; Danionidae
Gene: lrrtm1
Product: leucine rich repeat transmembrane neuronal 1
Exons: 1
Coding region: 1089-2663 (524 amino acids)
Molecular function (GO): protein binding
Source: RefSeq, a predicted model, not a curated record
UGAACAGAAGGUGUUUCUGCAUGCACUGCCAGUGCACUGGUCUGCUGCAAGGGAUUGAGCAUCUCUCUCCUCCCCGUACACCGCGGCUGCCUUCAGCCUCAGCAUCUACAGCCUCCGCAGACCACAGGAAAUGAGCUUCAUGCAAAGAAGAGCAAGCUGAAGAUUCGAGUCUUUCUUCAAACACUAUCAUUCCAGAUCUUUGGAUACUACUACUCUAUAAAGAACUAAAAAAGGAACGAACAAAAAAAGAAAAUAAUUAUGCAGAUCACACAGCUUUAGCAUGGGUAUAAUUGUGAAGAAGCGACCACUUACAGAAUGCCAACAAGCUUUAUCAAAUGUACAUUGUGCAGGUCAGUGAUCACUUUAGGUCAUGGAUGGUGAUUUGCGACGACAGAUCGGGAGUCUUUGACGAGAAGGGAGGAAAGAGAGGGAGAGGGAGAGUUUGGAGUGGAUUAUUCCCUCCUUCGUGCGUGUUUUUCCCCCGCUCAUCUCUCCCACAGAUCGGCGCAGUAGUCAAUGCAGAGGAACGGCGGAGAGAGGACAGCGCUCAUGCAUGCAGCCCGGGAAACUUGCACUUCCUAUCAGCCUGCUGAAUGCCACUUGGAUUCCUUCUCUUUUUGGCUCUUUCACACGAGGAGAACUAAGACAUUGUAAGUCUGCCAGGAUCUGGUGUCCGAUGAAAAGGAGGGGGGGUUGAAUUUGUACCACACUGGGGUCUUUUUUAGUUUCGCACAUAAUUAGUGUCUGCACAAAGGGAUCAACUGAAUAGAGGUUGUCAGCCUCUGGAAAGGGGUGAGUAGGCAUCCUUUCAUGUGCGAUUGAUUCUCGAGUAGAGCAUUUUUUUUUUACCUCCCUGUCUCUCUUUUCCUUUCUCUGAUCUAACAUGAGCGAAGUGACUUGUCGUUUAUUUGCCGUCGCUCUUCUCCUUUCGACGUGGCUGGAUUUCUUGAUUCUUUAAGUAACAAAUCACCAUCCAUACUCUCUAUAAAUACAUAUCAAGACUUGGGGAGUAACAAAUGACCAAAUCCAGAAUGACCAAGAUUUGAAAGAUUCAAUGGACUUUUUCUCUUCAACACUGCAGGAUAUUCAUGCUAAUGGAUUUCCUUCUAAUUGGUCUGUACCUAAAGUGGCCGCUAAGGAAGCCCCCUGGGCUGAUACUGUGCUCCCUGGGAAUUGUUCUGAAAAUAGUUCCUUUGGUGGGGGGGAGCUGUCCGAGGCUGUGCCGAUGCGACAACAAGCAGUUGUAUUGUGAGGGACUCAACCUGACAGAUAUCCCCCAAAACCUGAGCAGCGCCAUUGGUUUGUCCCUACGUGAGAAUAACAUCUCUGAGCUGCGGGAAGGGAACUUUGUGGGCCUGUCACAGCUUACCUGGCUCUACUUGGAUCAUAACAAUAUUGAGAUUGUCGAGGAGAGUGCUUUUGAGAGGCUGCGAAGGAUUAAAGAGCUGGAUCUGAGCACCAACCGUAUAGAAAGUCUGCCCAACGGGACCUUUAGACCUCUGCCCAAUCUGCGAAUACUGGAUUUAUCCUAUAACAGACUUCAGUCCUUGGAGCCAGACCUUUUCCAUGGCCUUAGGAAGCUUACCAAUUUACAUUUGCGCUACAAUGCCCUUAAAUUCAUCCCUGUGCGGAUUUUCCAGGAUUGCAGGAGCAUGCAAUUCCUGGAUCUGGGUUACAACCAGCUGCAGAGCCUGGCACGUAAUUCAUUUGCCGGACUCUUCAAGCUUACUGAGCUGCAUCUGGAGCACAACGAGUUGGUGAAAGUCAACCUAGCCCAUUUCCCCCGCCUCAUAUCCCUGCGGACUCUCUACAUGCGAAACAAUAAGGCCACCAUUGUGGUCAACACCCUUGAGUGGACCUGGGACUACUUGGAGAAGAUUGACUUCUCCAACAAUGAGAUAGAGUACAUCGAGCCACAUGUGUUUGAGAGUGUGCCCAAACUGAACACUCUUAUGCUGGACUCUAAUAAACUGACUUACAUAGAUCAACGGAUUUUGGACUCAUGGACAUCCCUGAGCAGCAUCUCACUGUCAGGGAAUGACUGGGAAUGCAGCAGGAAUGUCUGUGCCUUGGCUUCCUGGCUUAGCAAUUUCCAGGGACAACGUGACAGUGGCCUGUUGUGUGCCAGCCCGGACAUUGCACAGGGUGAGGACAUUCUGGAUGCUGUCUACGCUUUUCAGUUAUGUGAGGACAAUGUGGAAGCAACCACACAGACCUUCACUGUCACCAGAAACCGACCCCGAGGCUUCAUAUACGAGGGCCCAACAAAAAAUCCCUACGACCUACAGGACAUGGAGGGUGGGGAAGUGGUGACCAACUCUUUAACAGUGACCGCGUCUGCUGAUGACCUGGAGAGCACCAUGAAGAUUCACAAAGUGGUGACAGGAACCAUGGCCCUCAUUUUCUCCUUUCUGAUUAUGGUCCUCAUGCUCUACGUGUCGUGGAAAUGUUUCCCAGCGGGUGUCAGGCAGUUGAGGCAGUGCUUCACCAGCCAGCGUCGCAAGCAGAAGCAGAAGCAGACCAUGCAGCAGAUGGCUACUACGUCUGCAUCCGAGUACUACGUUGACUACAAACCCAACCAUAUUGAUGGGGGACUUGUCAUCAUCAAUGAGUAUGGUUCUUGCAAGUGCCAGCAACAGGCAUCUCGAGAGUGCGAAGUGUGAUAUUCCACCCAUGUCGUUUUUACAAAUCAAUGUACGGGUGGAUAUGGAACAUACGUUAACUUGGCACCCAAUUUCGCUGCUCUCAAAAGGAGCUACAGUUCUGGAGCGUGAAUGGACUGCAAACAUGGAUUUAGUGCUGAUUUCAACAGCCUCGUGGGGAAAUCUGACUGUGAGACCCGUGUACUUGAUGCAAAAGAUGUGGAAUGAUUAUGCUGACCUGUCCUGGCUUCUCUUGUGAAGAGUGGAUAUUUGAGCUUUAAUGUGUCUUUCUACUUCAGGAUAUUCUAGGACACUUCUAAAGCUACCGAGGACAUCAAGAACACCAUGGUAACAAACAUACGAACAGACACAAUUGAAGUGGAAAACAACAAAAUAAAGAAACCCUAAAAAAAUACAAGAUUCUAUGUAAAAUAUGUUAACAGCAGAAAUGCAAGAGUGGGGAUAAAAAUGCAAGAUGUUAUCCUAUUUCUUUUGUAAUCUAUGGAGAAAAAAAAAAAGGAAAAUACAAAUGUUUAAAUAAAUGAAUUGCAAUUCACAGUACUCAUUAUUGCAGGUGAGUUGAAGGGUUGCUUUUUUGUCCAUCAUCAUGGGGGAAAGAUGAGCUCUGCAGUAUUGCAGGAUGUAAAUAAGCAGGGCUGUUGGGAGCGCUUCACUUCAUUUGAAAUGUUAAGCCUCAGUCUAAGAUUCCGAUCUCCUCGUCUCUCCCCAAGAUAUAAUCACUGUGCAAAGCUUGAUUGCUAUGGCUGUUGCAGUUGCCCCCCCUUGUACCUAUCCUGAAUAGAUUAAGCAAACUAGCAAAAACAAAACAGGCUGACACGAUUUGAUCUGAUCCCACAUGAUAAAGUCAUUUGUGUGUUGUGCAAAUAAACAAGACACGGAGUGUCUAAGACCUAAUUCCUUCACUGCUUCCACAGAGACAACAUGCAUCUCAACCUAGAGGUAAAAGUCAGAGUGAAAGAAGGCCUUAGGCAUUUGAAUCUAAAUGUACUUGAAAUGGGUGCAUUAAAUUAUCCAUGAUGAUUUUGUUUUGCUUUGGAAAGAUUAGCAGGAUUCUAGAUGUAUAUUUCACUGACAAUUUCUGUUUAAAUGUCACAUUACUUUUAAAACGUGCCCUGUGGUCACCCGUUGUUUAGUGAUCAUCCUGAUGGUUUGUCAGAUCGUGUGCGUCCUGCAUCAGUGGCGAUUAUGCUGGUGAAAGCACAGGGCCUCUGAGAGAAGGUACAGGCUGCUCCCUAGUGUUCACACCAGCAGUAGAGGAAGACGAGAUACCGCAGCAACAAGCCCGUGAAUUUCUCUUGCCCAGGCUUUGUGUGUGUGUGUGUGUUUGUGUAAACGCCUGUUGCUUGUCUAUAUGCAUUCUCUAAGCUCAGCUCAGGAUUACUGCCACAGCGUAAAGAACCUAGACCGAAUAACAAAAGCAGGCUGGUCAUAAAUACGAGAGAUCUCACUUCGCAUUAACUGUGUCGUCACUUCACUCACUCGGCUGUUAUAAUAAUGAAUUUGUUUAGUAAGCAUAGGGGACGUGCCACUGUGAAGAUGUGUGAGAAUGUGUGUGUGUGUGCGUCUGAGCGCAUGUAUGUGUAUGCAUUUACAUUUGACUAUUUAAGUGAGUGUGCUUUUUUUUUGUGUCGUCUCCUGAAAAAGGUGGAACUCAGCUUGUUCUGACCAGCUGCAUGUGUGAAGUUAUAUUCAUGUGUCAUGUAUGACUGGGACAUGCCUUAAAGGGACAAUGUAAGGCUGAGCAGAUAUUUUUACAAUCAAAUCAAAACAGUUUUAUUAUGGAUUCCAAAGUCCCGCCCCCCCUUUGAGUCAUUUAAUACUUGAUAUGAAACUGUUCUAUUUUCAGCACUGUAUUUGAUGCGUAUAUGAAGCUAAGCCAAGCUAAACCAAUAAAAUGUACUCCUACUGUUGUAAAUGAUACACAAUGUGACACGCUUCACCCUUUUCUGAUUAAUUUCUGACUUUUUUUUUUGCUGUUUAUGCUUAUAUUUUUUGUCAGGUGAAGGUAACAAACACCUAAUCAGACAUUUCUCGGACUGCAAUGUUUUUCUAUCCCCAUUUUUGUUUCCUUUUGUUGAAUGAUACUGUUCAUGGCAUAUUUUUGAAGCAAAUCCCUCAAUAUGUGCACUCCAACAUGUGGUUGGGUUUUUAAUGAAUCCUCUGGAGAGUAUUAAAAAAUAC